AUGUUGAAAAAAUUUAUACAUCGCUUCAUCAUCGCGACCCUGGAGAUCCACAACCUGAACAUUGGAGUGGCGUUGGUAGCCCUGACCACAGCCUUUCAGUCAGGGAGUUUCCUGUACUCCUUAAAGAAGAAGCCACCACCUGAUAUGGGAGAACUGAUGGCUAGAGCACAUAAAUAUGUCAACCUGGAGGAGAUGAUGGAUAUAAGAGGAAAUCAGAUUGAGUUGAAAAGAAAGGGGAGUAGAGAGAUCGGGGAAUCUCAAGAACACAAGCUCAGCACGUCGCAGGACAAUCUCCACGCAGUCUGGUAUACUCCAUCGGUAGUUAGCUCUUCUGGUUCUUCCCGCUCUUCAUAUCCUAGUACGCCGGCCUCUUCUAGCUUCAAAGGCCAUUCAGAGCCGCCACAACAUUCUCCAUCACAAGUGUCUCCUGCUGAAGUGCCAGCAUAAUUGUUUUUUUGAAAGACAAAGAGUGUUGAUGAGUUACGAAAGCUCCUGUCUGAUAAAGAUGCAUACAAUCAAUUCCUACUGUCCCUUGAUCAAGUCAAAACUCAAAAUAAUCUAAGGGAUGAACUUCGGAAGGAAACACUGCAGCUUACAAGGGAGAAUUUAGAAAAGGAGCCUCGCAUAAUGGAGCUGAGAAAUCAGUGCAGAAUCAUCCGUACAACAGAGCUGGCUGCUGCUCAAGAGAAAUUAAAUGAACUAGAGAAGAGAAAAGAAGAAAUUUUGAAGUUCCAUUCCCCUGCCUCAUUGCUUAGAAGAUUGCAAGAGGCUAUGAAUCAAACAGAGGAAGAGUCUGAAAGCUUGCAUAAGCAGCUUCUUGACCGGGAGAUGGAGCUUGGGGCUUUUGUACAGAAAUACAAGAGGCAGCGCACAACUUAUCAGAGACGGGCACUCACCUAUAUUUCAGCAAAGACAUCAAUUGGAUGAUCCCCGCAAAAUAAGAUGUAUAUUGAGUUAUGAAAUGAUUUUCUUGCUUUAGCGACUUAUAUUGUUAUAAUUUGGAUGCAAUUAGGAACUGUUUUGUAUUAUUGUUGUGAUAUAAUGAUUCGUUGUUCAUAAGUGAACCCUCAUGUGCUCACCAAA
Molecule: messenger RNA, 1083 nt
Organism: Malania oleifera
Lineage: Eukaryota; Viridiplantae; Streptophyta; Magnoliopsida; Santalales; Ximeniaceae
Product: vacuolar protein-sorting-associated protein 37 homolog 1
Exons: 7
Biological process (GO): protein targeting to membrane; ubiquitin-dependent protein catabolic process via the multivesicular body sorting pathway; protein targeting to vacuole
Cellular component (GO): ESCRT I complex
Source: RefSeq, a predicted model, not a curated record